CACUUUCCUCUCGGGCUCUCCCAACUCCCAAGUGGGCCAAGUCAACAAAGCCAUCUCGACAGUUGGGUUAUUCUCUGGAGCUGAGGAGGAGACAGGUAGCGAUGGCACCGGCGGCGAUUCGGUGUUGCGCAGUUGUUUUAGCUCUAACGAUCUUCCUCCUCAUCUCUCCGUCACUUGCCAUCUACUGCGACGAAGAUGAUUGCUAUGAUCUACUCGGGGUUUCUCAAAAUGCUAAUGCCUCGGAGAUCAAGAAAUCGUACUACAAACUUUCGUUGAAAUAUCACCCGGAUAAAAAUCCUGAUCCGGAUUCGAAGAAGCUUUUUGUGAAAAUCGCUAAUGCUUAUGAGAUUUUGAAAGAUGAAGCCUCGCGAGAGCAGUAUGAUUAUGCAAUUGCACAUCCAGAGGAGGUAUUCUACAAUACAGCUCGCUACUAUCAUGCGUAUUAUGGACACAAGACGGACCCUCGUGCCGUCCUUGUUGGACUUCUUUUGAUUCUCUCAGCUUUUCAGUAUCUUAACCAGCAUACUAGGUAUAAUCAGGCUGUGGAAACCGUAAAGAAAACUCCUGCCUACAGAAACAAACUGCGAGCAUUGGAACUUGAGCGCAGUGGUGGCAUUGCAAGUAAGAAGAAAGGUCACAAGCAGAUGGACAAAAACAUGGAGGAAGAUCUCAGCAAAGAACUUGUUCUGGAUAUAAAGGGUGCUGAAAGACCCUCCAUUUGGUACCUUAUUGGUGUCCAGUUUGUACUUCUCCCUUACACAAUUAGCAAGCUGUUAUUGUGGAAUGGGAGUUGGUUCCUGAGGUACAAGAUCAAAAAAGCUCCAUAUUCUUGGGAAGAUGCUUCUUACCUGACACAAAGUUCCCUUAGAGUGCCUCUUGACGCAUGGAGAAACAUUGAUGAAUCAACAAAGGAAGAUCUUGUUGGGAGACGUUUAUGGGAGAAGUCCAACUUGGAGAAUUACCUGGCGGAAAUGCGUAAAGAAUCCAAGCGCAGAAGAUAGUGAAUAAUGAUGGGGGCUCUUUCAUACCCUUUUAUAUACCGAUAACACAUUUUUUCAGUCAAAAUCUUCUGAUAUACGUGAGUUAACCUGAACUGUACUAAAUAGGUGAGCUGCGGGAGAAUUUAAUAGUACUGUGAUGGAUAUUGAGAGUUGCCAAAUUAUUAAUUUACAAACCUCGGAAUGUGAAGCUUCAUGGGUAGGUUUUAUAAGAUGAUUGUGGUCUGUGGAUGUAGUUUAUUACUCCAAUAACUUACUAUAUUCAUUUUUUUUUAGUAAGUAACUUAUUAUAUUAUGAAAAAUUCUCACAUGGGCAUUGGGACCA
Tripterygium wilfordii is the source of this 1323-nucleotide messenger RNA. RefSeq names its product dnaJ protein ERDJ7-like. Gene Ontology annotation, cellular component: endoplasmic reticulum membrane. The transcript is spliced from 10 exons. Gene Ontology annotation, biological process: protein folding. The record is from RefSeq and is a predicted model, not a curated record. Bases 102 to 1001 code for a protein of 299 amino acids. NCBI's taxonomy places the organism in Eukaryota, Viridiplantae, Streptophyta, Magnoliopsida, Celastrales, Celastraceae.